AUGCGCCUCUUCCUCCUACCCAUCACCAAGAGUCGCACUCUGCUCUACUGCCAGCGACUCCAUGUCACGACGACCGACAAGCCGAAUCUCGUCGACAAAUUGACAGUGCGCGCCGCCAAGCUAUGGGCAGGCUGGGAGAAAAAGGACUCGGGCUGGCAGCGAAAGGUCGUCGACUACGGGAAUAUGGCCCUCAAGAGGAUACCUUACGAAGAAUGGGGCUUGAAAUCAGUGCCUUCCCUGACUACCCGGAAGAAGGACAAGGAGCUGGAUGGGAAGAAGAAGAUUGAGCUGAUCUAUCCGCAGUCUGUCAUUCCCAAGGACAGGGUCGAGAGCAUCCUAUCCUCGCUCGCUACAGAGCGCGACAGCCUGCACAGGAAACGACUGAUCUGGUGUAUCAUUGGCAUGCCCAUCAGCGCGCCUUUUGCACUGGUACCGGUAAUUCCCAACCUGCCCUUCUUCUAUCUGGUGUAUCGCGCCUGGUCACACUGGCGCGCCCUCGCCGGCAGCAACCAUCUCAGAUUCCUCGUCGAGAACAAACUCCUAGAUCUGUCACCGUCCAAAAAGCUGGAUCAAGUAUACACCCCACUGCUCCCAGCUGCGCCAAUCAAGCCAUCUAAAUCAGCCAACGGCGACAAAGUCGGCAAACCCAACGAGGUGGCCGGCGAGAAGGUCAUCCUCUCGCAAAAGGACGGCAAGAAGAUAGUUGAUGUUCUGGACCUCCCCGAGCUCGAGGUUGAGAUGGAGAGGGCCAUCUGGCAGAUCGAACGAGCCAAAGAGGCAGAACAAGAGGCGCAAAAACAAAACGCCCCAGACCAGACGCCAACCCAGAACGAAAACUCCAAAGCAACCCAGACAAAAAAAGAGAAGAAGUGA
Verticillium nonalfalfae is the source of this 873-nucleotide messenger RNA. RefSeq lists its product as uncharacterized. The transcript has 2 exons. Gene Ontology annotation, biological process: potassium ion transport; proton transmembrane transport. Bases 1 to 873 code for a protein of 290 amino acids. Gene Ontology annotation, cellular component: mitochondrial inner membrane. NCBI's taxonomy places the organism in Eukaryota, Fungi, Ascomycota, Sordariomycetes, Glomerellales, Plectosphaerellaceae. The record is from RefSeq and is a predicted model, not a curated record.